This is a messenger RNA of Pogona vitticeps (central bearded dragon), 6078 nucleotides long. Lineage: Eukaryota; Metazoa; Chordata; Lepidosauria; Squamata; Agamidae. The record is from RefSeq and is a predicted model, not a curated record.
CUGCCUUGAUGCUUCCUUAGUUCACGAUGGCCAAGCCGCAGAGCAGAGAUCCAGGUCUGAAGGAGAAGUUUAAGAGUCUCUUAGGAAUCGGGCCGUCCAAGCCGAACGCUAAGUCGUCAGACGGGAAACAGACAGAGUUCAUCAUCACGGCAGAGAUCCUCAAGGAGCUGAGUCCAGAAUGUGGCUUGAACAAUCGGAUAAGGACGAUCAGUCAGAUCUGUGAAGUAGCAAAAACUAAGAAGUUUGAAGAGCAUGCAGUGGAAGCUAUCUGGAAGGUGGUGGCUGACAUGCUGCAGCCGGAUCGGCCGGCCGAGGCCAGGCAUGCUGUGUUGCAUCUGCUGACGGCGAUCAUUCAAGGACAGGGUGAGAGACUAGGGAUCCUCCGAGCCCACUUCUUCAAAGUGAUCAAAGAUUACCCUUCCAACGAAGACUUACAUGAGCGGCUUGAGGUGUUCAAGGCUCUUACGGAUAAUGGAAGAUACAUCAUGUACUUGGAAGAAGAACUGGCUGAGUUUGUCCUUCGGUGGAUGCACGUUGGCUUGACUUCGGAGUUCCUGUUGGUGCUGGUUAACCUGGUCAAAUUCAACAGCUGCUACUUGGAUGAUCAUAUUGCUGACAUGGUCAAUAUGAUUUGCCUCUUGUGCAUCCAGACCUCUUCGGCCGUUGACAUUGAGGUCAGUCAUCGGAUUUCCCUCCAGGUUCUGGAUGCCGUGGUCUGUUACAAUUGCCUGCCUUCUGAGACCCUCCGCGCCUUCAUCAUUACCUUGUGCUGGACCAUCAACGUGAAGGAACUGUGUGAGCCUUGCUGGAAGCUCAUGCGCAAUUUGCUGGGAACUCACUUAGGGCACAGCGCCAUUUACAACAUGUGCCGAAUCAUGGAAGACAGAACCUACACGGCAGACGCGGUCCUCCUAAGAGGCGCCGUGUUCUUUGUGGGGAUGGCCUUGUGGGGCGCGCAUAGGCUGCCGUCACUCAAGAACUCGCCAACCUCGGUCCUGCCCUCCUUUCUGAAGGCGAUGAGUUGUCCGAACGCCGUUGUCUCCUACGAAAUAGUCCUUUCCGUCACGAGGCUCAUCAAAAAGUACGGGAAGGAGCUUCAGGCAGUCACCUGGGACAUCCUCCUGGAUAUAAUGGAGCAGUUGCUCCAGCAGUUGCAGACCUUAGAUAACCCAGAGCUGAAGUCCAUCGUCCAUGACUUACUGACCACGGUGGAAGAGCUGUGUGACCAGAACAACUUUCAUGGAGCCAAGGACAGAUACUUCGAGCUUGUGGAGAGAUGUGCUGAUCAGCGACCUGAAUCUUCUGUUCUGAACCUGAUCACCUACCGAGCGCAGUCCAUCCACCCUGCAAAGGACGGCUGGAUCCACAACCUGCAAGGACUGAUGGAGAGGUUCUUCAGAAAUGAGAGCCGGAGCGCCAUUCGCAUCAAAGUUUUGCACGUCCUGUCUUUCGUCCUGAGUGUCAACAGGCAGUUCUAUGAAGAAGAGUUGAUUAACCUGGUGGUGAUCUCCCAGUUGGCUCACAUCCCGGAAGAUCAGGACCCCCAGGUCCGCAAACUGGCCACCCAGCUGCUGGUCGACCUGGCCGAAGGCUGCAACACCCAUCACUUGAACAGCUUGCUGGAUAUCAUAGAAAAGGUUGCCUCUCAUUCGCUGUUGCCUCCCGCUGAGCUGGAGGAAAGAGAUCUGCUCUCUUAUUCCGCCUCUUUAGAGGACGUCAAGACGGCGGUGCUGGGCUUACUGGUCAUCCUCCAGACAAAACUGUACACCCUCCCAGCCAGCCACGCCACCCGUGUCUACGAGAUGGUGGUCCAUCACGUUCAGCUCCACUACAAAUACAACUACAGCCUCCAGAUUGCCAGCAGCAUCCGGUUGCAGGUCUUUGACUUUUUGCUCUCCCUCCGGGCUGACUCUCUGCACCGGCUGGGCUUGGCCACCAAAGACGGGCCUGUGAGAUUCAGCCCCUACUGCCUCUGCGAUUUCAUGGAGCCUGAAAAGAAACCGGCUGGCACCCUCUCUCCUCCCCCCGGGAGCCCCAUCGUACACCCCCAGGGCACGGCUAUCCGGACGGGUCACCUGCCCUUCUCGCUGCUCUUUGGGGUCCUUCUCCAGUGCUUGAAGCAGGAGACUGACUGGAAAGUGUUGAAGCUGGUCCUGAACAAGCUGCCCAAGUCUCUGCAGUAUAAAGUGCUCUACUUGACCUCCCCUUGCAACGUCGAUCAUCUGUCUUCAGCCCUCUGCAAUAUGCUUACAGACAAGAAGAUGACGGAGCGGCUGCGGGGCAUCCCGGAAGGGCUUUCCCGGAACGACUUGCACCUGGCAGUGGUCCCUGUGUUGAUGGCUUUGAUCUCCUACCACAGUUACCUGGACAAAGCCAAACAGUGGGAGGUGGUCUACUGUCUGGAACACGGACUGAUUUCCCGCUGUGCCAACCAGUGCGUGGUGGCCCUGUCCAUCUGCAGCGUCGAGAUGCCAGACGUGAUCAUCAAGGCCCUGCCCGUGCUGAUCGUCAAGCUGACUCACAUUUCGGCCACGGCCAACAUGGCCAUUCCCCUCCUGGAAUUCCUUUCGACAUUAGCUCGACUGCCUCAUCUUUACAGGAAUUUCGCAGCCAAGGAAUACGCCAGUGUGUUUGCAAUCUCCCUGCCCUACACAAACCCCUCCAAGUUUAACCAGUACAUUGUGUGCCUGGCUCACCACGUCAUUGCCGUCUGGUUCAUCAAGUGCCGCCUUCCUUUCCGGAAAGACUUUGUGCCCUACAUUACCAAGGGUUUGCGGUCGAACGUUCUCCUCUCCUUUGACGACACCCCAGAUAAAGACAGCUUUCGGGGGCGCAGCACGAGUCUGAACGAGAGGCCAAAGAGUAGUUUUAAACUAGCCAACAGUGCCAGGCAGAGCUCGAAUAACUCUCCUCCCGUGAAAGAGCUGAAAGAACCCUCGGCUGUGGAGGCCUUCCGAUCCCGCAGCAUCAGUGUCUCGGACCAUGCGGCCCACAGCCGGAUCCAGACCUCCAUCACCAGCUCCAGUCUGGGCUCUGCCGAUGAGAACUCGGUGGCCCAAGCGGACGACAACCUGAAGAACCUCCACUUGGAGCUGACAGAGACCUGCCUGGAUAUGAUGGCCCGCUACGUCUUCUCCAACUUCACCGCCGUGCCUAAAAGGUCCCCGGUGGGAGAAUUCCUCCUGGCCGGAGGGAGGACGAAGACGUGGCUGGUGGGGAACAAGCUGGUGACAAUCACGACGAGCGUCGGGACGGGCACCCGAUCCCUUCUGGGCCUGGACUCCAGCGAGCUCCAGCACAGCACGGAAUCCAACUCCGACCAUGUGUGGCAAGUGAGACAGGCCAAGGAGGCCCCCGCCAAGCUGGAAUCCCAAGCCGGUCCUCAGGUGGCUCGAACCCGCAACCGAGUCAGGUCCAUGUCUGGUGGCCACGCUUUGCGAGUCGGGGCCUUAGACAGCGCAGCCUCCCAUCUGCCGGCCGGCGCGGGGCCUCAAGCAGCUCAGAGCUCUCCUGCUCCUCCUCGGGCGGAAAAGGGGGCCCUGCAGAAGGAGAAGGCGCACCUGGCUGCCUACGUCCCGCUGCUGACCCAGGGCUGGGCCGAGAUCCUGGUGCGAAGACCCACAGGGAACACCAGCUGGCUGAUGAGUCUGGAGAACCCGCUCAGCCCCUUCUCCUCGGACAUCAACAACAUGCCCUUGCAGGAGCUCUCCAACGCCCUCAUGGCGGCCGAACGCUUCAAGGAGCACCGCGAGACGGCCCUGUACAAGUCGCUCUCGGUGCCCACCUCCACUUUGCCCACCGGCACGGCCAAGCCCUCCCUCCUCCAGCGCUCCAACACAGUGGCUUCUUUCUCUUCUGUGUCCCUGACCAUUUCCCAAGAAAGGUUGUACAGGAGCAUUUCCUGGGCAGUAGAGUCCGCAGUCGUGCCGGAAGAAGGAAGCCCGCCGGACCCAGACCUGAAAGAAACAGAAUCCCCUCCUGAGGCUCAAGAGAUUGAAGACUUUGAAGGCACGUCUUCAGAGCAGGGCCCCGGCGAGGAGAGGCUAAGCAGGGGCCAUGGGGCUUACAGUAGGUCGUCCUCAACGUCCAGCCAGGAGGAAAAAGCACCGAAGCCAGGAGACUUGGCCGCCGUUGGCAUUCCCAUCAAAAGGGGCAGGAACCUGGAAGACAGCCGCGAGUUUGAGGCCCUCUCUUUCCAACCUUCUCAGCCCCUCAGCAAGUCCAGCUCCUCGCCGGAGCUCCAGACCCUCCAGGAAGUCCUCAAGGAUCCCAGCGGUGAGGAUCCGGCCGGGAAACUCAGCAGCGACGUGAAGUCCAAAUCCCAGUCGGGGCACUUGGAAGGAGAGCCGGCCGGGUGCUGGAUGGGAAGAGGGGAGGACGACCGGGUCUCUGGGGGAGCCAGGCUGAGCUCUGGAGCCCCCGCCUCCUCUUCCCCCCACUCCCCGACGGGCCAUCGUCCCCGAGGGUACACCAUCUCGGACUCGGCGCCCUCCAGGCGAGGCAGGAAGAUCGAGAAAGACCCCUUGACGGGCAGAGCCGCAGCCUCCAACGCUGAGAAGGUGCCCGGCAUAAACCCCAGUUUUGUGUUCCUGCAGUUGUAUCAUUCCCCUUUCUUCGGCGAUGAAUCCAGCAAGCCCCUCCUGUUGCCGAACGAGACUAUUGAGAGGUCAGUUCAGCUCCUGGACCAGAUCCCUCCUUACGACACCCACAAGAUCGCCGUCCUGUACGUGGGAGAAGGGCAGAGCAACAAUGAGUUGGCCAUCCUGUCCAACGAGCACGGCUCCUACCGGUACACGGAGUUCCUGACGGGCCUGGGCAAGCUCAUUGAGCUCAAAGACUGCCAGCCGGACAAGAUCUACCUCGGCGGCCUCGACGUGUGCGGGGAGGACGGGCAGUUUACCUACUGCUGGCACGAUGACAUCAUGCAAGCCAUUUUCCACAUUGCCACUUUGAUGCCCACCAAGGACUUGGACAAGUAUCGCUGUGACAAGAAGCGGCACCUGGGCAACGACUUCGUCUCCAUCAUUUACAACGAUUCCGGGGAAGACUUCAAGCUGGGGACCAUCAAAGGCCAGUUCAACUUUGUGCAUGUCGUCAUUAAGCCGCUGGACUACAACUGCAACCUGAUCACUCUCCAGUGUCGGAAAGAUAUGGAAGGGCUGGUGGACACCAGUGUGGCCAAGAUCGUCUCUGACAAAAACCUGUCGUUUGUCGCCCGGCAGAUGGCUUUGCAUGCCAAUAUGGCGUCCCAGGUCCACCACAGCCGCUCCAACCCCACGGACACGUACCCAUCCAAAUGGAUCGCUCGGCUGCGUCACAUCAAGAGGUUCCGACACAGGAUCCGGGAAGAAACACAGUACCAAUGUUCUGGCUUCCCUGCUGUGCAUCCUCCGGUCACUGCGAAAGCAUCUGCCCACAUGGCACAGGAUCCGGCUCCCAGCUAUGAAACAGGGCAGAGGAAGCGCUUGAUCUCCUCGGUGGAUGACUUCACGGAGUUUGUCUAGCUCAAAGCACAGCCCGCACGGCUUGUGCGGCCGGCGAGAUGUUUUCUUCCGGGCACUGGCUCGGUACGACCGCCUUGUGGCAUCUUCCCGAGAUGCCAGCGCCAUCCACGGCCUUUUUUCUCUCUGUGACCUGCAACUGCAGCUUUGCUUAGGGUCAGCCUGAAAAGGCACUGGCCCGUUUUCAUGGAACUUCCCUGCAGUUCUCUAGAGAAAGAGAGAAGGAGAGAGAGGUUGGUUGCUCUUUUAUUUUUACCCCCCUCCCAAACUAACACUUAACGGGGGAAGUUCUUUUGGAAGCCGGGGGCACUUUGAAUGAACCAAAGAGGUCUCGGGGUGGAAUUUGAGAUCAAGGGGCAGCUGUGUGCCUACCUCUGCCCAACCCCCAGGGAGGGGAGUGUGUCGGAAAGGUAGUUUUGUUUUGUUCUGUAAACUGUUUUCCCGUCAACUCUAAAACACAAAGCCAUGGAAGGCCAGCAGGCGGUAUGGGUGAACUUUGUCCUUGGCUUUUUUUCUAGUCGAGAAGACGCCCCCCGUUGCUUCAUGUGUGCGUACAUUAAAUAUCCAUGACUUCUCC